AUGCCAACUCUGACAAACCAUUACUAUGCAUUUACUCAUAGUUUAGUGGAAGCAAUCAUAACUGAUGAACUUGCAGGUCAUUCACAAAAUAAACAAUUAAGGCAAUUCUCACCCGAACCUGAGUUUAUACCUGCAACUACCUUCCGAAGUUCUUUGUUAAUGAUGCUUUCUCAAGAUGAAAUAGAUGAAUUAUUUGGAGUCAAUCAAUAUUAG
Molecule: messenger RNA, 213 nt
Organism: Dentiscutata heterogama
Lineage: Eukaryota; Fungi; Glomeromycota; Glomeromycetes; Diversisporales; Gigasporaceae
Source: the annotation of a GenBank genome assembly